Messenger RNA from Sitodiplosis mosellana (orange wheat blossom midge), 1914 nucleotides. RefSeq lists its product as uncharacterized. The coding region runs from base 364 to 1656 and encodes 430 amino acids. The transcript is spliced from 2 exons. The record is from RefSeq and is a predicted model, not a curated record. NCBI's taxonomy places the organism in Eukaryota, Metazoa, Arthropoda, Insecta, Diptera, Cecidomyiidae. Gene Ontology annotation, molecular function: protein binding.
AAAUAAAAAUGUAAAUAUUUCUAUGCUCUUGUGUGAAUGUAAGAAUCAAAAUUCUCUCAUUUAUUUGUUAAACAAUAAUAUUCAGUUCCAGUUGUUACAUUAGAACGAUACUUAAAUGUUACCACUGUAUAAAUCGAAAUAUUUCCACCGUAUGUGUGUGGCAGUUGAUUGUCGCAUUAGUUUUCUUCGCAAAUGCAGCGUCCAUACAUUCAGUUUAUUGUCUCGUUUUGAAUUAUCAUUGAAAUUAACUUUCUGCAAAAUAAUUCUAAUUUAAGUAAUUUUGUGGUUCUGUGCUUGAUGGCAUUCGAAGUAUUGACAAUAUUAAUAUAUUACUAAUUCGGUGAAUGUUAAGUAAGCAGCAGAAUGAAGGAAGAUAUUGAAAGACCGCAUCAUUUUUCCUCCGCUGAAAAUGAUGAGCACGUGACAAACAGCGUCAAAAGACGAUCUCCGUCUGAAUUGGAAGAUAAAAUUCAACAUGAAGAUUCCAACUACACCAAAAUACAGACAGAAUUCGACGAUAUGUGCGACGAUGCAAUUGAAAAAAUUCUCUCCUACUUGGAAUUAGUAGAUUUGACAAAUAUAUGCGGUGUCAGUAGACGCUUGCAAACUAUUGCUAAAUCAAUAUUUUCUCGAAAGCAUGGACAUUGGUUGAUAUGUAUAGAUGCUACUCAAUUUCCUAUCGAAAGAUUUGAUCCACUGUCUGUUUAUUGUAAAAUCAAACCGAUCAUCAGGAUUAGUGAAGCGAAAAUGUGGUUUAAAUUGAUUCGUAAUUUUGGAAAAUCCAUCAAAUACAUUCAAAUUGAAACUGACUCUGUGUUUAUCGAUAAAGGAAUUAAACCGAGCUUCUAUAAAUACAUCAUUGAAUACAUUAUAGAAUACAGUGCAGAUUCAUUGGAAGUAAUCGAAUUGCUGAACUAUCCCUUUAUGCCACUAAAUAAGCCAUUAAAAAAUCUUACAAAAAUUAUCGCAUUAAGUGAUGAACAUAUAAAAUUUGAUGCAAUAGAAUACAUACCGAACGUAAAUUCUUUGUGGUUAAAAUGGAUUCCUAAGAUAUUAAAAAAUAUAUGUUUUCCGAAUAUGAAUGAACUCAAAACGUCUGAUCAAGAUGUUGAAUCAUUUAUUUCUUUUUUACGUGUUAAUCGUCAAAUCAAAAAAUUACGUGUUAUUAUACACUCAGAUAGCGAUUUAAUACUUUCAUCGAUAAGUGAAAUUUUACCAAAAUUGAAAACUUUGAAAAUAGUAUUUUCUUGUUCAUUAAGAAGACUUUCAAUGGAGAAAAUUCCAUUUUAUCAGUUCAAAUCAGUUGAAAAUUUUUCUAUGAAAAGUGACUACCAUUAUAUUGGAUCAUUUGUUUUUGAUAACCUUAAAAGAUUGUCUCUUGGAAUAGAGGAUGGAAAUUCAGAUUGGCUGAACGCGGCGAUACGUAUGAAAAAGCUGAAAAUAUUGAAGUUAACGCAUGCUUCAAUGUUGAUAAAAAAUUAUCAAAUUCUUCUCACCAAAUUAACUGAAUUGGAAUUAAUUAUAGUUAGAUUUAGUAAGCAACAUGAAAGCAAUGUUUUGAUUCAAUCUCUUGGUCGCGAAUGGAAACAGGUACAAAUGGAAAAAAUAGAUUGUCUAUAUGAUACCUAUAAAGUGAAAUUUCAACGCAAGAGAUAAGAAAGUUUAGAAUACAGUUCGUUUAUUUUACAGUAUUUUACGCCUUUAUUUAUAUUCAUUUUUAUUGUCUGAUUAAGUCUGUAAAGUUUACAGUGUAAACAAAAUGUCUAAUAAAUAUGAAGAAGAUUUUAUAUAAGAAAAUGUAUAUUACAUCAUCGUUUGUAAUUAUAUCUGAUUAAAUCAUAUCCAAAAUAUUUACUUCUAUCUACAACAUUUUAAAGACAAAGAACAAAUAAAUUGCUGAGAAUGAAUAUGAGA